CAGAAACUGACAACCACUGAACGCCAACUUCCUCCUCUCAUGGCUUAUCCUUUACUUUAAUGUUAGCAUUAUAAUAAUGACAGCUUGAAAACCCUAAUACCUCAGCCUCUUUAUAAAAUGGAAUCACCCUUGUGACAAACAGUGACAUUAUCAGCAAGCAGCCGAUAGCCAUGGCCUCCAAGCAGUCUAACAAGAUCAGAGUCAUUGUCAGGCUGCAACAGAUGCUCAAGAAAUGGAGAAAGCUUGCAAAUUCAUCGAAAACAAGAACCCAGUUUCUGAAAAGGACACUAUCCUUAUCAGAGAACUCAGUUUGUGAAGCAUCAAGCAGCGUUGUCCCAAAAGGGUUUCUUGCUGUAUGCGUUGGGGAUGAACUAAAGAGAUUUAUUAUCCCAACUGAGUACUUGAGUCGUCAAGCAUUUCAUAUUUUACUGAGAGAAGCUGAAGAGGAAUUUGGGUUUCAACAAACAGGUGUUCUGAGGAUUCCUUGUCAGGUUUCUGUUUUCGAGAAUAUUUUGAAGCUGGUGGAGGAAAGAAAAGACAAGUUCUUCGAGGAGGAAAGAUGGUUCAAUGGCGAUGAUAGAAGGAGUUGUUGCUUAUCAGAAUGCCCACUAACUCCAUCUCAUCAUUCGCAAAGUCCAAUGUGCAGAUAGUAUUUUUUUUCUUUCUUUCUCUCCUAGUCUUACUUUACUCUUUGUUCUUUUUCUUUUGUUGCUGCGCCCAAUAAUCAAUAAGAUGAUCAAAUACAAACGAUUAUAUUUUC
Mangifera indica (mango) is the source of this 760-nucleotide messenger RNA. Its product is annotated as auxin-responsive protein SAUR71-like. The record is from RefSeq and is a predicted model, not a curated record. NCBI's taxonomy places the organism in Eukaryota, Viridiplantae, Streptophyta, Magnoliopsida, Sapindales, Anacardiaceae. The transcript has a single exon. Bases 171 to 650 code for a protein of 159 amino acids. Gene Ontology annotation, biological process: response to auxin.